Messenger RNA from Mytilinidion resinicola, 1227 nucleotides. RefSeq lists its product as uncharacterized. The record is from RefSeq and is a predicted model, not a curated record. The transcript is spliced from 2 exons. Lineage: Eukaryota; Fungi; Ascomycota; Dothideomycetes; Mytilinidiales; Mytilinidiaceae. The coding region runs from base 1 to 1227 and encodes 408 amino acids.
AUGGAGCCAUCCGGAGAAGCCGCCAAAGAACAUAGGUUCUCCGAUCCAGGCUCGAGUAGCAUAUUUACCGCUAUCUCAACCAUAUUCGGAUUCGUCGAUUUCGUUACAGCCCUCAAAGAGGUCUCGGACGAAAAUCGCAUCUUCAUAUCGCUCAUUGAACGCGUCCGUCAUGACGUAGAUGAGGCUUUUCGACUGCGUCGCUGUCGCAAGGUGGCAGAUCAUUUUGCGACUUUCCCGCAGGAAAGAAAUUGGAUUGACGGGACGAUCAUGGACGUACAGCGGUCGCUGAAUGACCUCGGGCUAUACGUUGAAAAUGCUAGGAUAGAUAUGGAUGGCCGUGUGGAGGUCAAGAUGAAGAACAAAUUUGAAUGGGUGCUACGGAAUCAACAGAAGCUCAUUACGAGGCAGAUAGCCCUGAGCACAUGUCAUCAGAGCCUGAUGAUUGCAGUGCAAGCUAUGCAGGGUGUGGAGAUGGACUUAAAACUUGGAGGGCCAGACAAUAACUCUCCUACCUUGCUCGUCCCCGGACAGCGAGGGUCAACGGGUAUGACCGAUGACUCCCAUCUUGGUCCUUACACAAGAAGGAAAAGAAGAAGCUUCAGUACUAGAAGUGAUCUUCAAAUGAAUGCACAAGAGAUAGAAAUCGCAAGUGAGAAUUUACCAGAGCCGGUGACUAUCAUGCCUGUUGCACUACCUGCUAUUGCCUCAACAGAGGACAAUCUUCGUCCGCACCUGAGUCUCAGAGGCUCAUCUGGAUAUUUCCCGUCGCUUCCAAUCCUCCAGCAAAAUGGUAAACCGUAUCCCGAGCUUCCAGGCUGUCUCCCAGCAACACGAAGUAUGCCCGAUCUUCCUCUUAGCGAAGAGAUCAUUUCAGGACAUGAUGGAAGGCCGCCAAUACCACGCAAACCGAUAGCCUACAUUCCCAGCUCAUUGCCUGUCAUUCCGCGGCAUCCUUCACUCAGAACUGGACUCAGCGAGUGGAUCAUCCCUUGGGGCGAAGUACAGAGCGAAAAAAUUGUUCGCGUUGCCUCACCUACUUCGUCGAAUGCGGCCACUGCCACUUCAUCCCUGGACACAGUUUCGAGCACCGAAGCAGUUGUCAUCGAAUUAGCUGUUCCAGACAAAGUCACAACUUCAGAGCAGCCUCGACUCAUGACCACGCAACAGAGGCGAAGAUUGGCUCACACAAGACGGCUUGCAGCAGCGUAUGAUGACGACGAAGACUGA